Messenger RNA from Lethenteron reissneri (Far Eastern brook lamprey), 3915 nucleotides. RefSeq names its product T-complex protein 11-like protein 1. NCBI's taxonomy places the organism in Eukaryota, Metazoa, Chordata, Hyperoartia, Petromyzontiformes, Petromyzontidae. The record is from RefSeq and is a predicted model, not a curated record. Gene Ontology annotation, biological process: signal transduction.
GGGUGGUGGUGGUGAGCGUGAGUGUCCGACACGCGCGCAGGGGGAGGCGGUCAGUCGGCAGGCAGCCGCGUCUCGUCGUCUGCCCAAAGGGCGAAUCGAACAGCGGCGACGUUUCGCGGGGGGAGACGGCGCUUUUCCUCGCGAUGUCCAGGAGGGACACUGGGUAAGAACGUUCCAACAACAAACGGUACAAAAACUCGAUAGCAGUACAAAGUGCAAGAAAGGGUGGAGCGACGGGGCCAUUAUGUCUCGGGACGGCGGCGAAAGACGCGGCCCUGCUGAGGAAGAAGACAAGGAGGAGAACCUGCGCGAAAGGGCGGACAGCUCGGGAUCCGCCGUGGAGGUGGAGGGCAGCGUGAGGAAGCGCGUCCGGCAGAACACACCCAGCCCCCAGAACUCGCUCUCCUCCAUAGCGUCGAGCCCGCCCCGGCUGGUGUCGGUGGACGAGCUGAUGGAGACGGCCCACAGCAUGACCAACAUGGCGCUGGCUCACGAGAUCGUGCUCAACGGCGACUUCCAGCUGCAGAAGAAGCCUCCGCCCGAGCACAGCCUCGAGAAACAUGUGUCCGACAUCGUACGCAAAGCUUUCUGGGAUUGCCUGCAGACCCAGCUGGAUGAGGAUCCCCCGACUUACAACCAUGCCAUCGUGCUCCUCGGAGAGAUCAAGGAGUCGCUGCUGCUGCUCCUGCUGCCGGGGCACACGCGGUUGCGGUCCGUGAUCGAGGAGGCACUGGACCUGCAGCUGAUCGCACAGGAGGCGCAGAACGGGGCGCUCGACUUCGCGCGCCUCGCCACCUUCAUCCUCGACACGAUGGGAUCGCUGUGUGCACCCGCGCGCGACGACGACAUCGCACGCCUCCGCACCGCCUCCGGGGUCGUGCCGCUGUUCAGGGAGAUAUUCCAGGUGCUGGAGCUGAUGAAGAUGGACAUGGCCAACUUCACCAUCCAGAGCAUGCGGCCUCACUUGCAGGAGCAGGCCAUCGAGUACGAGCGCAAGAAGUUCCAGGAGUUCCUCAACAAGCAGCCCAACGCGCUGGAAUUUACCACUCGGUGGCUAACGGAGGCCGCACAAGAACUCAGGGGUGUGGGCAGCGAGAAAACAGUGGCAGCCGCCACCACCGCCGCCACCGCCGCCACCGCCGCCACCACAGGCGAAAGGGGGGCAACGUCGGCUGUGCCAGGCCAGGAGGCGAUCACGACCCCGGCCCCUCCCAGUGCGAUCGCCGUGCUGAACCACGCGUACGCAACGCUUCUUCGUUGGGACCACAGCAGCAGGUCCUUCCCCGAGACGGUGCUCAUGGACCAGGCGCGGCUGGAGGACAUGCAGCUGCGCCUCUGGGGACUGGAGCUGCUGGCCGCCGUGCUGCUCGUCACCGUGGGCGCCGGCGGCACCGCCGUCUCGGGCCUCUCGGCCUUUGCCGGGCGGCUCAAGUCCACUGCUGUGGCCUUGCUCGAGGGAAAGCACAUCAGGUCACCAGGCAUCGGCGACACCCUGGUAUCGGUGAGCGAGCAAAUGGCGCGGGAGCUGCAGAGCUGCUUGAGUGAACACGGCUUUCCGCCCCUGUCCUCCGAAGCAGAGAGCUUCCUCAUCGGGCAGAUUUGCAGCUUGAACUCCGAGGAAAAUGCCGUCAUCAAGCUCAUUGAGUCGCGGGUGCGAGCAGUCAUGCUCGGGGCCCUGGUGGUGAACAGCCCUCAGCGGGGGCCCCAGCCCCUCCCAGGGGGUCUGUCCCCGAUCCGGGCCGAGCUGGAGCCGCUGCAGGCCACGUUCGCGCGCCUCAUGGCCUUCAACCGUGCCGUCUUCGCCCCCGUCUACUCGGACGUGCUGCGCAGGGUUCAUCACGGCGAAGGCAGCACGGGCACAGGUCCUUCUUCCUCGAAGGAGUGAUCAGGAUCUGGGGCCACCGCUGCUGCCAUCAUCUUCGCCGCCGCCGCCGCCGCCGCAUCCCCCGCAGCCACCCCCAUUACUGCCUGCAACGCGGAGAUCCCGAGGCGGGUCUGAGGACAGACCGACGGCGCUACUGCUAAUCUCAUACUGAAGGACAGCGAGUUUGCAGUGAGGCACCCUGCUGCUUUUGUGUUUUGUCUUUAAUAUCGUUACACCCCGCAUUCGGCAUAUAGUUGAAGCGAUGAUUAACUUAUACUGGCGUUUGUUAAGUUGGUGUAGGAUUGUCUUGUACAACUGUUAUUUAAUUGUUUUUGGCCUUUGUUCAUUGGAGGCAUCUCUCACGUUUGUCCAAGAGGGUGGGAUUGUAAGGGAUUUGCAGGAGUGAUUGUUUCCAUAUAAUAUAUCUAAAUUUAAGAGUUAUGUUUAUUAAUUUAAAAACAUGUUUUUUUUUAUAUUUUAACAAAAGGGAUACAGAUUGAAACAAUGGCAAGCAUUAUGAAUGUAGAUAAUGUUAUUAAUUUAAAUUUGUUUGAAACAAUAUGAAGAUUAACACAAACUAGAUUUUGGAACUCUAUGGAAGGGACAUAGAGUAUAUUUACACGAUUUAUAAGGGAUUGCUAAUGAAAAGAGUGAAGUUUAACUCAUGAGACUAAUCAAUCUACAGUAAAACCUUGGUCUGCGAGUGUUUUGCAAGACGAGCAAAAUUUUAAAAUAAUUAUUAAUUUGAUAAACGAGCGAGGUCUUGCAAAACGAGUAGUACGUGUGUACGCUUUGUCUGCCGAGCGUCACGUGAUCACAACUGGUAUACGAGUGCUUUGGAUUACAAACACGUUUCCGGAACGAAUUUUGCUCGCAAUCCAAGGUUUUACUGUAUCCUAAUUCCAUAUAACAGAAAAACAACGCAUGACAAAGCCUGCAUGCAACCGGCUGGGUGUGACAUCAGGGUAGCACCAGCCCUUUGCUUAUUAGACAAUAUUUACUGAUGAAAUAAUAAUAUAUAUACACACGCACCGUAAACCAUAAGAGUUCGUGGAAUGAUGUAUUAAAACAGAACCAGUCAAGGUACAAUCUGGAACAUCGCAACACCAUGUGUAUUGGCAGAAUUGCCCAUGUAUGGCAACCAGUGUGAAUUGCUUUCGGAGCCAAAACCUAUAUCUGAUUAUCUUGUUGACCAUGGUUGUAGUAAAGAUGUCCACAACCUUCUUCAAUCGUUUCCGAUGCUUGCAAUAAUGAAUUUAUCAAUCUUGAUUUGAAGCUUUUGCGACUGCAGGAAUCCAUACUCUUUGGUUCUUUCGGUAAAGUCACGUAGUUAGUUUAUUUCUAAGUACGUGACUUUACCGAAAGAACCAAAGAGUAUGAAUGUAUCAAUGUUACAAAUGCCAUAAAGGUUCAACAGACAUUUCCAGGCAUUUUUGCAAUGCAGUAUUGUAUUUCAUUUGCUGUCAAAUGAGGCCAAACCUGACCCAACGAUAACACUGAAACAAUACAAGUGCUCAAACAUCUAUGCUAAGUAGUUGUCAAUAAACGUGCACCAUUUCAAAUAAUGCCCCUCUGCCUGCAUGAAUGUUGUCAAAAUAUAAGUACUCAUCCGCAAAAAGUCCACAGCAUAGAUUGCAGUGUAUCGGAUACCUCAAAGUAAGUGUUCAUUGAUAGCAAACUCUCAUUCUCUUCCAACAUCUCGACUCAGCAAGGCCUUGCACCUUCAUCUGCACUCCAUUUACUGCGCAUCCAUUUCCUUACCAUCAACUGCUGCGAAGGCUCUCAUCCAUGCCUUCAUCACUUCCCUGCUCGACUGUUAUAAUUCCCUCCAGGCUCCCCUUAUCCCUCUCGUCUCAACUCCAGAUGAUCGAAAUGCCACUUAAGACUUCUCACCCGUACCUGUAAAUGAGACCACAUUGCCAUGAUACUCCACUAACCUCCCAGCGGCUCACAAUCCAAGAUCAAUUUCAAAAUCGCGCUCACCAUCUUCAAGGGCCUCUUAAGGACUUGACCCUGCAUAACUCUCCCCUAUAAUCUCGCUAUACUUUCCU